AUGCGGUCAUCCGUCAAUCCUGGUUCAAUAUUUUGGCACCCCAGAGGACAUCGGGACUCCGUGUUCUUCCCAGUAUCUGAACAACCAACGUCUCGCAGAAUGGCCAUGCACGCUAUUUGCAUCAUUAUCGGGAAAGCCCUCGGGGUAUGGAUUUUGUUUUUAGUAAUUUGUAUCCUCUGGAGGAUUGUACCUCCUCGUUACCCUCGGAAUAUCCCCGCCGUUCCCUUUUGGGUGACUCUGGCUUCCUUGUUUCGCGACAUUGACCAAGAGGAUAUCUACAGAAGGCAUAUCCAGAAGCCUCUCCAAACCCAUGGAGCGGUUAAGAUAUUUUUCGCAGGGCAAUGGAAUUUGCUUGUACAGCGUUCAAGGUAUCUGAACGAAAUCUUCAGAAACGAGGAAGUGUAUCAGAAAAGCGGGAACCAAAAAAAGAUUCCACACAGCGUUCUUGCUGAGUUUUUAGGUGAUAACGUCAUAUCUUCUCGAGGCACAACUUGGCGACUCUAUCGAGACAUUAUCACGCCGGGUCUUCAAGGGCACUUUGACACAGGUCUUAUAGCCGCAAAUGCAGAAGAGCUGUGUUCUUCGCUUUUGGCAUUCCAGGAUACAGUCGGGAACUGCGGUGUGCCUGUUCAGGAUCUUCUGCAACAGUUCACCAUCGCCAAUGUUUCCCAAGUACUCCUGCAGGCAAACCACACAACCACCAAAGGAAGCGAGCCAUCACUUCAUCAGCUACAACUAGCUGUAAAGAGAGAGAUCUUCAAACCCAUCUUCAUGAACUUUCCAGUCCUGGACAGAUUCGGUAAGCUGAUUCCGUGCCGCGUGAGAGCCCGAAACGUGGUGGAACAGUUCUCAGCCGCAUUGGAGCAUGGCGUACGGCAUGGACAGGGAACGCCCAAACCUAGUAACUUAGGGGCACGUCUAAUCGCUGCGAGAGAUGGUGGGGUACUUACAGCAAAGCAAUUCCGGGACAACCUGAACGUGCUUUUUGUCGCCGGACAAGAGAACCCGCAACUGCUCCUGAUUUCGAUGCUGUACUUGCUUGCGAAGCAUCCGGAUGCGCAAUCCCGUCUGAGGCAAGAUGUCGACGCAUGGAGUACGCCCAAUCCAUCAAACGUUGCUUUCAGCGAGCUUCCCUAUUUGACAUGCGUUAUCUAUGAGAGCCUCCGCCUCCUGCCGCCAAUAUCGCAACUGAUCAAUCGCAGGACGUCACAAGACAUCGUCUUAGGAAAUCGGAUCUACAUCCCCAAGGGCACAUACGUCGGAUACAACUGCUACUCUACCAACCGUGACCCGUCAAUCUGGGGACCGACAGCGGACGAGUUCCGGCCGGAGCGGUGGGGUCAGAGUAGCACGGAGAUAUCGCAGUGUUACCGUCAGAGGAGAGCCCGUGCGGAAUUCGUUUCUUUCCACGGUGGCAGCCGAGCCUGCUUAGGGGAGAAAUUCGCGCUCCUUGAGGCCCGAGUGGCGCUCUUUGUCCUGGUCAGCAGACUCUCAUGGUCGCUGGAUCCAGAAUGGCCAGAUCGGAAGACUCCGGCCGGUCCGCUGUACCCACGAGCUCUUCGUCUAAUUGUCACCGAACGGAAAUAA
Molecule: messenger RNA, 1587 nt
Organism: Aspergillus caelatus
Lineage: Eukaryota; Fungi; Ascomycota; Eurotiomycetes; Eurotiales; Aspergillaceae
Product: cytochrome P450
Exons: 5
Coding region: 1-1587 (528 amino acids)
Molecular function (GO): iron ion binding; heme binding; oxidoreductase activity, acting on paired donors, with incorporation or reduction of molecular oxygen
Source: RefSeq, a predicted model, not a curated record